AUGGUGGUGGACCAGAUGGCAAAUAUGGAUAUGGACCAGGAGGCAAAGGUCGUGGUGGUCCUGGUGGUCCAGGUGGUCCGGUUAGACCUGGUGGUCCAGGUGGUCCUGGUGGCCCAUUUUGUCCAGGUGGUCCUGGUGGCCCAUUUGGUCCAGGUGGUCCAGGUGGCCCAUUCGAUCCAGGUGGUCCUGGUGGCCCAUUUGGCCCUGGCGGACCACCUGAUCCAGGUGGUCCUGGUGGACCAUCUUUCCCUGGGCGACCAUGUGGUCCGGUUAGUCCUGGUGGACCAGGUGGUUUGCCGGGAGGACCAGGUGGCUUCCCAGGCGGACCAGGUGGCUUCCCUGGUGGACCUGGUGGGUGUCCGGGUGGACCUGGCGGCUUCCCUGGUGGACCAGGUGGUUUCCCAGGCGGACCUGGUGGUUUCCCAGGUGGCUUCCCUGGUGGACCAGGUGGUUUCCCAGGCGGACCUGGUGGGUGUCCGGGUGGACCUGGUGGUUUCCCAGGUGGACCUGGCGGCUUCCCUGGUGGACCAGGUGGUUUCCCAGGCGGACUCGGUGGCUUCCCUGGUGGACCAGGUGGUUUCCCAGGUGGACCUGGUGGUUUACCAGGUGGACCAGGUGGCUUCCCUGGUGGACCAGGUGGUUUCCCAGGCGGACCUGGUGGGUGUCCGGGUGGACCAGGUGGGUGUCCGGGUGGACCAGGUGGUUUCCCAGUUGGACCAGGUGGUUUCCCAGGUGGACCUGGUGGGUGUCCAGGUGGACUAUGCUCAAAUGGAGUAAAACCUGCUCUUGAUGGCACCUGUCUCUUUACCUGAGCAGAAAGACAGCUG
Messenger RNA from Hippocampus zosterae (dwarf seahorse), 827 nucleotides. RefSeq lists its product as uncharacterized. Bases 1 to 777 code for a protein of 258 amino acids. The record is from RefSeq and is a predicted model, not a curated record. NCBI's taxonomy places the organism in Eukaryota, Metazoa, Chordata, Actinopteri, Syngnathiformes, Syngnathidae. The transcript is spliced from 8 exons.